UAAUAACCAACCACAACUACCAGUUUGCGGGUCCUUACUUUAAGGUCCAUAUAAUGAGGACACCUUCUUCCUUGCAGUACGCCCAGUGCCAGCCUUCCCAUUUUGAAGUACAAAGUCCUAAAGUUUGCGUUAGUCUCUUCUAAUCGACGAAAUGACUACUGACGAAGGAAGCAUUCUUGCCAAGUCCGUUCAGACACCGACGAACGGCUCCGCAAUCCUGACGAAGCAGACCGGUUCGGUGAAAUCGAGGAAGUCCGCAACCCCCAAAAUUGAGAAAAGUGCCUCCCACCUCGAGCUCGCCUCAGACCGAGAGCCGGCACCCAAGGCCACCAGUCAGGGCGCGCGCCCCUUGAAGCCUGCAACCAUAGUGCCUCCGUCUGCGGACGCCGUGGCCAGUGGCUUGACUAGCGGUCCCAAGGAAACCACGGGUGUCGGAGACAAGUCAAAGGCGCAGUUCGACGAAAAAGACCAGCGAGGGUAUGACAAGGCGCCAGCAGGUCCUGGUGCAAUCGCUGGCGUGCUAAUAGGCUUGUUCUGUUCACUCGUCGGAUUCGCCGUGCUCGCUUUCGCCAUGGCCAUCUCGCGACACGCGGAGGAAGUCGCUGACUGGUCAAUGUCCUGCGAAACAGAGCAGUGUCACGAGGCGCUCAAGCUGCUCGACACGUCGGGGAACUUGACAGUGGACCCAUGUCACAACUUCUAUGACUACGUUUGCUACCGAUGGACGCAGAACGGCAGUUUCAUGGAAGACAUCAUGACGGAUUUUUAUUCCCUCCUGGACAGCAUCAUCAUGCCAGGCGAACAACCUUACCCGGACGCCUACGGAUCGCACAUUUUCUUCCACACAUACAGGCAAGCAUGUGCUAUGUGGAUACUGUCAGACACUAAUUAA
Dermacentor andersoni is the source of this 892-nucleotide messenger RNA. Lineage: Eukaryota; Metazoa; Arthropoda; Arachnida; Ixodida; Ixodidae. The record is from RefSeq and is a predicted model, not a curated record.